Triticum aestivum (bread wheat) is the source of this 946-nucleotide messenger RNA. RefSeq names its product pre-mRNA-splicing factor CWC21. Gene Ontology annotation, cellular component: nucleus. The coding region runs from base 106 to 606 and encodes 166 amino acids. The record is from RefSeq and is a predicted model, not a curated record. Lineage: Eukaryota; Viridiplantae; Streptophyta; Magnoliopsida; Poales; Poaceae. The transcript has 2 exons.
CUUCUCGCCUCGUCCCGUCGUCUUACAGUUGGGAUCGAGCCCAACUCGCUCAAAGCAUAGGGUUUCGCCUGAACCGCCGUCGCCGUCGCCGUGGUCGUCGCCGCCAUGUACAACGGCAUCGGGCUGCAGACGGCGCGCGGGUCCGGCACGAAUGGGCACGUCCAGACCAACAAGUUCUUCAUCCAGCCCCGGACCGGCGGCCCGCCGCCCAAGGCGCCGCUCCACAGCCACGACGACGGCGCCGCCGGGACGCGGAAGCCGAACAAGGAGAUCCUGGAGCACGACCGGAGGCGGCAGGUGGAGCUGCGGCUGGUCGAGCUGAGGGACACCCUCGAGGAGCAGGGCUACACGGAAGGCGAGAUCGAGGAGCGCGUCGAGGAGGCGCGCAAGAAAGCCGAGCUGGAGGCUGCCCGCGGCGGCGCCGGGGGUGCAGCACCGCGUCCGGGCGAAGGGUUCAUGGGUAUGCAGAGCCACCAUGUCGCAGCACGCAAGGAGAAGAAGCUCGAGGCGAUGAGGGCUGCUCUUGGGCUAGAUGCUGAGGUUGGACAGAAGAGGAACGCUCAAGUAGACAGUGGGGAGCUUGUACCUGGGAAGGAUGGGUUCUGAAGAAGAAUGUUGGACAUCGAUGUUCAGAGCAACAGGAGGGCUUUCAAUUAUGGUAACAGGCGUAGAGUAAGGGGAAAAAAGGGAAUGGCAACAGCACAAGUUCUAAGAAGGGUAAGCAUGGGUAUGAUUCAGAAGAUGAUUCUGAGACUGACCAUGAUGAUGAGAAAAGGGGGAAAGAAACACCUGAAGAAAUCCUUCUUAGAUAGAGAUGUUGAUUCUGAGAUUGUUCAUAAGAAGGCAACUAUGUAAGCUAUGUAUAUCUAACCUGUGCUUUUAAUUGUUGGAGAUGAACCUUGCUAAAACUUGGCUUGAUGCUUAUUUCAGAAGGGAGAUUCGAUCA